This is a messenger RNA of Aspergillus pseudoviridinutans, 1230 nucleotides long. RefSeq names its product alpha/beta hydrolase family protein. Gene Ontology annotation, molecular function: palmitoyl-(protein) hydrolase activity. The coding region runs from base 1 to 1230 and encodes 409 amino acids. Gene Ontology annotation, cellular component: membrane. The record is from RefSeq and is a predicted model, not a curated record. Lineage: Eukaryota; Fungi; Ascomycota; Eurotiomycetes; Eurotiales; Aspergillaceae. The transcript has a single exon.
AUGCUGGCCAAAUGGGCUCUUAGGCGCGCUCAGCGCAGUCUGCCGCGGAUUAGCACUGCCAGGACAGUCAGACCCUCGACCUAUUCUCUGGACCCUCGAUCCCUUCCCACCAUCCGCGCCACAUCAGGGAAAAGACCACAGCAUGUAGCUCCAUUGCAGCGCCGUGGCCUAUUUACAUCCGCCAUUCCACCUGUCCUCAUCCCGCCUGUAAUCUUUCUUACUCUGCUGCUGGGCCUGUGGACAUGGAAAUGUUUCUGGAUCGUCGUGAUGCAGGAUAAGCUCUUGUACAUCUCGUGGCUACCGCCGUUCGCCCGCUCGGAGCAGAUAUCAGACUACGCAGGCGAAUGCAAGCCCGUCCGGUGGGAAGAGAAACGCAUUCGAAGUUUGGACGGGACCAAGUUGGCUGUAUGCGAAGGGCGGAUGCCAGCUACCGCUCGCAGCGUGACCCAGAAGCCCCAUGCGCAGGGGCAUGAGCCGGCACGGAAGAAGCUAGUGGUGAUAUGCUACUUCCAAGGAAACGGCGGGUCGACUCCUAUGCGUCUACCGCUGUUGUCGCAGUUCCUGCGGGCUAUCGACUCGCCAACCGGGGACGUGGACUAUGUCGUCGUCGCCUUGUCGUACCGAGGGUACUGGAAGUCUUCUGGCCGUGCGAGCCAGAUAGGGAUCGAGCUCGACGCGGUCGCGUUUCUGCAGUGGGUAGCGGAAACGUAUGGCGCACCUGACAGGGAUGUGCGGAUGGUGCUUUGGGGUCACAGUCUGGGCACGGCAAUUGCGAGCUCUGCCGCGGCGACGUACCUGUCUCGGCAGUCGACAACGAGCAAUUCCCAGGUAGUUCCCAUCGCUGGGAUGAUUCUUGAAGCACCAAUGUCGAGUACCAAGGACAUGCUGAUCAGUCUGUAUCCGCAAAAGUGGCUGCCGUAUCGGUACCUGUGGCCCUUUCUGUGGAACAAUUGGAGCAGUGCGGUCGCGCUGGAGCGGAUGGCGCGGUGGGCUCGUGAUCGGCGAGGGCACGAGUACGAGCAUGAGGUUCCGCCGAUUCUGCUGCUUUCCGCUGAGAAGGACGAAGUUAUCCCGGCAUAUGCAGCUCCAGAGCUGGAGCAAGAAGGCAAGAGACUAGGACUGAAGGUGGACAGAUUGGAUGUCUCCGGGGCCAUGCACACGGAGAUACCGGUCAAAGCGGCCGGGAGACAGGCCAUGAUGGAUUUUAUAAAGAAAUGUACCGUUUCGUAG